This is a messenger RNA of Aricia agestis (brown argus), 3160 nucleotides long. RefSeq lists its product as uncharacterized. The record is from RefSeq and is a predicted model, not a curated record. Lineage: Eukaryota; Metazoa; Arthropoda; Insecta; Lepidoptera; Lycaenidae. Bases 93 to 2402 code for a protein of 769 amino acids. Gene Ontology annotation, molecular function: serine-type endopeptidase activity. The transcript is spliced from 10 exons. Gene Ontology annotation, biological process: proteolysis.
GUGUCGCGCUGACCGUCGGCCGGUCAUAACCUCCGUUUUGGAAGUCGGUUAAAAACAACAAAUAACCUCCUCCGUUCUGGAAGUCGGUUAAAAUGUACAAACUACUGUGUCUUGUGUUGUGUUUCACACCAGUGUUGUGUCAGUUCGGAUUUUUCACGCAGCGGGAUAACCGGCGGGUAACCCCAGCGUCGCCGUUCGGACUUGUCAACGUCAUCCCGGACCCCAGCAGGAUACGGAACACCCUGACCGGGAUACUCCAUUUCCAGCCUGGAAAUGUAGCCAACAACAGGCCAAGCUAUGACAAUGGGCCAAACAACUAUGACAACAGGCCAAACAACUACGACAACUACUACAAUAUCCCAAACAACUAUGACAACUACUACAAUAGGCCAAACAACUAUGACAACUACAACAACAGGCCAAACAACUAUGACAACUACAGCAACAGACCAAACAACUAUGAUAACUACCAAACAAAUCCACCAAGCAACGUCCGAUUCCCCGUAAAUGUUCCCAAUGAUGACGUGAAUUUUGAGCCUCAAACGACGAGUAAUGAGGUGAACCAAAAUCCAGGGUUCGUUUCUGGUUCAGACGGCCAAAAUCCAGGAUUUGUUUCUGGGACAGCUGACGAAAAUCCUGGAUUCGUUUCUGGGCAAGGUCAAGGCUUUAUUUCCGGAUCGGCCGGUGAAAAUCCUGGAUUCGUUUCUGGGCAAGGUCAAGGCUUUAUUUCCGGAUCGGCCGGUGAAAAUCCUGGAUUCGUUUCUGGAACUGUUGGGCAAGAACAAGGCUUUAUUUCCGGGUCGGGCGAUGAAAAUCCUGGUUUCGGUUCUGGGACAGCCGGGCAAGAUCAAGGCUUUAUUUCCGGAUCGGGCGGUGAAAAUCCUGGAUUUGUUUCUGGGACAGCCGGGCAAGAUCAGGGUUUUAUUUCCGGGUCGGCCGGUGAAAAUCCCGGAUUCGUUUCUGGAACUGUCGGGCAAGAUCAAGGCCUUAUUUCUGGAUCAGCGCAAAAUCCCGGAUUCAUUUCCGGAACAGCCGGGCAAGAUCAGGGCCUUAUUUCUGGAUCGGCGCAAAAUCCAGGAUUCGUUUCUGGCACUGUCGGUCAGGACACGACCCAAGAGCCGAGUUAUGGCAAGGACUCCGGAUUUAUUUCCGGCACACAAGGCCUCGAUUCCGGUAACAAGUUUGGCGAAGAAAAUGGCGGCCUCAUCUCCGGGACGGUGGAAACGCCGAAACAGGAGGACGUGGCUUUUGGAAACAGAAAUGCCAUCAAUUCCGGCACUUUGGCAGAUAGCGCUUUCGAGGAUCCAUGUCGGACGGUGGACGGUGCGAAUGGCAACUGCAUACCCCUCACCAGCUGCGAGCCUUACGUGCAACUGAUAAAGACUGCUCGCACCAAUGUCAAGUCUCGCAUGACGCUGCAGCGAUCCCAGUGCGGCUUCGACGGAAGCGUGCCUAAGGUCUGCUGCCCCCUCCCCGGUAUACCGUCGCAGCCGCCGACGGAAGCCACCACCACCACCACUACCACUACUACCACUGCAGCGACAGCGGUUGUGAAGACUGCGGAUGACAGCGACUACGUGUCGGCCUUCCCUGAGCCGCCAGUUUGCGGUGUAUCGGGAGGACAGUUCGGCAAGGUGGUGGGAGGAGUUGAUGCUAAGUUAGGUGACUUCCCCUGGAUCGCGCUGCUGGGUUACACCAACAAGCGCGACCAGUCGACGCGUUGGCGCUGCGGCGGCUCCCUCAUCACGGACAAGCACGUGCUCACCGCCGCCCACUGCAUACAGAACCAUGAGGACGAGCUGUACGUGGUCCGUCUCGGCGAGCUGGACCUGUCCCGGGACGACGACGGCGCGUCCCCCAUCGACGUGCUCAUCAAGCGGCAGAUCAAGCACGAGCAGUACAGCCCCAGCAGCUUCGAGAACGACAUCGCCGUGCUGCUGCUGCAGAACACCGUACAGUUCUCCAAGCUGAUCAAUCCCAUCUGCCUGCCUUUCACCGAUGGGCUUCGUACACAGAAGUUCGAGCGACUCACACCCAUGAUCGCUGGCUGGGGAGACGUGCAGUUCCGUGGACCAUCAGCAACUCACCUGCAAGUCGUCCAAUUACCGGUGCAGACGAACCCCCUCUGCAAGAAGUCAUACGAGAAGUAUCCCAAGCAGGUGAUCGACGAUCGAGUGUUGUGCGCCGGGUACAGGGAGGGGGGUAAGGACGCGUGCCAGGGUGACAGCGGCGGACCGCUCAUGUUGCCACACUGGAACAACGUGACUUUCAAGGUGUUCUUCUACCAAAUUGGCGUGGUCUCCUACGGCAAGAACUGCGCUGAGGCUGGCUUCCCCGGCGUCUACUCCCGACUCACCCACUUCAUACCCUGGCUGGAGAAGGUGGUUCUCGGCAGGAGCUAGGUUAUCAGAAUUCUCAGUGGGUCAGUGUUAGAAUUCUAAUUUAAUAGCUAGACGAUAGAUCAGUGUAAAAUUCUAAUAUUUAUAGUGGCUAUGUUAUACGUAUUAUUAUCAAUUCUAAUUUAAUAUUAUUAUUAUCGAGUGUUGAAAAUUUUUGUAAUAUUUUGAUCUAGCUUCUAGCCUCCUUCCAAUAAAAAUAUGACGCAAAAGAAUAAUUUAGCAUGGAUUAUUAAAACCAUAAUAUUAUAGCUACCUACUGCAUGUCACAUCUCCUUUAUUUAUUUAACUUUAUUUAUAUUUUUGUCACAAACUCACAGGUGUCUCUAGCCGGAAUUAUUUAAAAAUUUUGACAUGUGCUCCCUACAUUGAUAUUAUUAUCUAAUUAAGAAUCUCCAAAUUGUUUAUUUGAAUAUUAGACUGUUUUAGAUUGUAAAAGUUUUAUUUACUUAGUUACAAAGGUUGUAAUUAUUAUGAUGUAUCUUCUACUUUUGUUUUAUACUCAUUUUUGGUUUAGUAAGAUAUUGGUAAUUUACUACAUGAUAAGUUCUAUUUAGUACAUAAAUUGUGUUUUAGAAAUAUUUUAUUCAUGUUUAAUUUAGCUAUGAUCAUUUAAGAAAAUGUAAACCGUGAUAUGUCUUUGGCGUCAAUAAUAUUUCAGAAAUGAAAAAAGUACUCUGAAAGGAUUGUAACUAAUUUUAAAAGUCAAAAAUACUCAAACCGAAAUUAUUUUUUUACUUCUUCCCAGUAUUAUUUCUUAUGUA